AGAAGGCGUCGCUGCGCAUGCGCCGCUUUCCCGCGCCCGCCUCUGGCCCGGUGCGGUGUGUGAGCUAUAACUGGACACCCGGGUGGUCGCUCUUCCCCGCUGGCGACCCGUAGCAUGUGGCCCUUUGACCCGCCGAGGCGGGGUGAGAGGUCGGGUGGCCAUCUUGUGACAGCGGUGGCGGUUUGUUGGUGGUGAGGCCCCGCCGCGCCCCCUCCCCCUCCCCCCGGGCGGAGCAGGCCCCGGGGCCGGGCCGGGCCGGGCGGCGCCAUGUCCUCCUUCUCGGAGUCGGCCCUGGAGAAGAAGCUCUCGGAGCUGAGCAACUCUCAGCAGAGCGUCCAGACCCUGUCGCUGUGGCUCAUCCACCACCGCAAGCACGCCGGGCCCAUCGUCUCCGUGUGGCACCGGGAGCUCCGCAAAGCAAAAUCAAGUAGGAAGCUUACAUUUCUAUAUUUGGCGAACGAUGUCAUCCAGAACAGUAAAAGGAAGGGUCCUGAAUUCACAAGGGAGUUUGAAUCUGUUCUUGUGGAUGCUUUUUCUCAUGUUGCCAGAGAGGCAGAUGAGGGCUGCAAAAAGCCCUUGGAGCGAUUGCUUAACAUCUGGCAAGAAAGGAGCGUGUAUGGCAGCGAGUUCAUACAACAGCUGAAACUUUCUAUGGAGGACACCAGUAGCCCUCCACCAAAAGUUACAGAGGAGAAAAAGUCCUUGAAGCGGACAUUUCAGCAGAUACAAGAGGAAGAAGAUGAGGAUUACCCUGGGAGCUACUCGCCCCAGGACCCCAGCACUGGGCCAUUACUGCUUACAAGGAAGUAUGUAUGUCAAGCAGACAGUGAACAUCCUUUGGUUCUUCAAGCCAGCAUAAACAUUGAAAAGACUGAGGACUUGAUCAAAGCCCUGCAGGACCUGGAAAAUGCAGCAUCAGGAGAUGCCACAGUGCGGCAGAAAAUUGCCUCACUGCCACAGGAAGUUCAAGAUGUGUCACUGCUGGAGAAAAUUACAGACAAAGAGGCAGCAGAACGUCUUUCGAAAACGGUGGAUGAAGCAUGUUUGUUACUAGCAGAGUAUAAUGGGCGGCUGGCAGCAGAGUUGGAAGACCGACGCCAGCUGGCACGCAUGUUGAUUGAGUACACUCAGAACCAGAAGGAUGUAUUGACAGAGAAAGAGAAAAAGUUAGAAGAGUAUAAACAGAAACUUGCUCGGGUAACCCAAGUCCGCAAGGAGCUGAAAUCUCACAUCCAGAGCCUUCCAGAUCUGUCGCUGCUGCCCAACGUUACAGGAGGCCUGGCACCUUUGCCAUCUGCUGGUGAUUUGUUUUCAACUGACUAGGACUAAUGGUGCCCGCAUUUACUAAUUCCCCUUAGUACCAGCAGAAGUAAGAAAACUCUCAUGUUGACUGGAAAUCCAGUCUUCCAAUGAUCUACCAUAGGAAUGAACGUACAGACCCUACUUUCAACCUACCAGCUGCACAUGCGUGCUCUCUGUGUACAGUGUCUCAUGUUGAGGGGAAGAUGGAGAGUGUGUGUGUCCAUGUUCUGAAGGGAGUGGGUAUAGAGUCCAUAUAUAUUUUGAAAAGAAACUUUUC
Molecule: messenger RNA, 1579 nt
Organism: Trachemys scripta elegans
Lineage: Eukaryota; Metazoa; Chordata; Testudines; Emydidae
Gene: RPRD1B
Product: regulation of nuclear pre-mRNA domain containing 1B
Exons: 8
Coding region: 268-1323 (351 amino acids)
Biological process (GO): mRNA 3'-end processing
Cellular component (GO): RNA polymerase II, holoenzyme
Molecular function (GO): RNA polymerase II C-terminal domain binding
Source: RefSeq, a predicted model, not a curated record